Aspergillus sclerotioniger CBS 115572 is the source of this 1890-nucleotide messenger RNA. RefSeq names its product FF domain protein. Gene Ontology annotation, molecular function: RNA polymerase binding; transcription coregulator activity. The transcript is spliced from 2 exons. Gene Ontology annotation, cellular component: nucleus. Bases 82 to 1815 code for a protein of 577 amino acids. The record is from RefSeq and is a predicted model, not a curated record. NCBI's taxonomy places the organism in Eukaryota, Fungi, Ascomycota, Eurotiomycetes, Eurotiales, Aspergillaceae.
AACGACACCCUGUGAGCUGUAACACGAUUGGCGCUUGAUCGAAAACCCUGCGCGCAAUCUGCCAGUUUCUUUUGAAUCACAAUGCUCAGGUCCACCUAUAUCCCACCCCCUCCGUUACCGCCAGGAUGGACCGAACAUAAAGCUCCUACAGGUCAUCUGUAUUACUACAACUCUCAGACCAAACAAUCCACCUAUACCAGACCUCAAGCGGCUCCCGUACAACCUCCCCCAUCUGCACCGGCACCGGUACCCACGAACAAUGCGCCAUUUCUGACGCCGGAUACACUCCCUCCUUUCUCCUCGACACCAUAUGCCCCUCAUGGGUUUGGGUAUGGCGCUGCAUCUCAUGGAGCGUCACAUGACGGUCAGUCUCGCGGAGGGUUUCGUGGUGGAAGAGGAUACCAUGACCGCAAGCACCGGGGACCAGAAGAUCGACCAAAAACGAAACACGAUAUCCCAGGAUGUGCCCCAUGGGUACUCGUGAAGACUAAAUUGGGGAGGAGAUUUGUCCAUAAUCCAGAAUCAAAUGAGAGUUUCUGGAAGAUUCCCCCGGAGAUCUUGGUGGGAGUAGUCGAGUACGAUCGCUUGGAGAGAGAGGCCAAAGAAAGGAAGGCGCGGGGUGAAGAGAUGGAAGAUGUCGCGAAACAAGAACCUGAACCUGCACCCGUGACUUCCGCUCAACAAAAGCCUGAAGAAGUGGGAACCGAGGCUGCUGUGGAGGCUGGAGAAGAAAGCGACGAGUAUGAAGAAGUAGAAGUCACUGAUUCCGAGGGCGAAGAAGAACAACCUUUCAAGCGACCGAGGACCGAUGGAGGAGAUGAGCAACAGCAAGCCAUGGAAUUUACGGAAGAAGAUAUGGAAUAUCAAUUGGCAGCGAUGGGAGAAGAAUACGGUCUCGACCCCGGGGAGUAUGGCGAACCCGGAGAAGACGAAUGGGAAGAGGGUGCAGAAGGGCUUCCCCUGACGGAGGAUGAUGCCACGGCUCUGUUCCGGGAUCUCCUCGAUGACUAUCACAUCAAUCCAUUCUCCACGUGGGAGAAGAUCAUCGAAGAAGGUCGCAUCAUUGAUGAUACCCGCUACACUGUGCUCCCGAACAUGAAGACACGUCGUGAGGUAUGGUCCAACUGGACUCGUGACCGCAUCCAAGACAUCAGAGAGCGCAAAGCGAAGCAAGAAAAGAAGGAUCCGCGCAUAAAAUACCUGGCCUUCCUCCAGGAACACGCUACCCCCAAGCUAUAUUGGCCCGAGUUCAAGCGGAAGUACAGAAAGGAGCCGGAAAUGAAGGACUCGCAACUCUCGGAUAAGGAUCGAGAAAAGUACUACCGUGACCUGGUUUCUCGGCUGAAGCAGUCGGAGAGCACACGGAAGUCGGACCUUUCAGCACUACUCAAAUCUGUGCCACUACACGAACUGAAUCGAUCGUCCAACCUGGAAGCACUCCCUUCCGCUAUCAUUACCGAUCUCAGAUAUAUUGCGCUUGCGCCCAGAACGCGUGACCCGCUUAUUGAAACCUACAUCUCCACCUUGCCUCCUGCGCCGGAAAGCGACAUGACCGCCGAAGAAAGAGAAGAACUAGACAAGAGGAAGGUGGAACGCGACAGGCGCGAAAAGGCGCUGGCCGAACGAGAGAAACAGGUUCAAGAGGACAAACGAAAGCAACGGGGUGAGCUUGUCCGUAGUAAACACCUUUUAAAGGAAGGUGAGGCGGAGAUUGAGGAAGCUAUGCGAGUCAAUAAGGGAGGGCUCCGAAGCUAUAUAGAAGCGGAAGAUCAGUCUUCGAAGGGCGAAGGCGAGAACGCCGGUCAACAGCCAUGAAAAUCCGAGGCAGGCAGCCCGUGCGAUCUAUAGAAAGCAUACUGACGAUUGCAAAUGACUGUAAAAAAUACAUGC